AUGACGGCGUAUUCCCAUUCCCCGCGGGUACAUGCGGUCAAUCCGGCGGAUCCAGUUCACUCACCACACCACUCCUUCCACAGUUCUUCUUCCUCUCGCCUUUCCGUCCGUGACCUCACCCUCCACGAGUACCGCAAGCAACAGAACUCGCCCGCGCCGCAAGCCACUCCACCUGGCAGAACGCUACGGAGGAAGGCCGCCGCGUCUGGGCUGAAGGAGGUUGAGCGCGUGCCGCUGGUCUCGAAGACGCCGCUUUCGGCUUUCCGAGUUCCACCUCGUCCUUUACACAUUUCUCAGUCGACACACUCAUUGUUUGCGUACCAACAGCUCCCGCCAUCUCCUCCACACCAAGACGACUUGUCCGCAGACGAGCUCGUUCGGUCACAGUCUGCGGAACCAAGCCGGCGAAGCACCACAGCUGCCAAAGUACGUGAGUUCAAGCCGAUCAAAAGGCUGCCAAAGCCGCUGUCCUCAGGACGCGGCCCCCUUCCCAUUUCCCCUGCACCUCUUGCGUCCAUGACAUCAAAUCAACCGCGACUAUCGCCUCUACAAACGACGUCAUAUCCGUCGUUCGAAACUUCGAUACCAAACGACGACUCACAACCUACACCUUCAUCGGUUUCCCUUUCGAAAUUUCCACGACCACCGAAUUUUGCAGACCCUUCGCUCUCGCCGCCAAUCGAUGAGACUGAGCCUCCGCGCGUGAACACCAUCAGCUUCGCGUCAACAGCACCGGCCACACCGCCCGCGACACCCGCUGUUAUUCACUACCGUGGUGCGUCGUUCGAUCUCGUCAACCCACACAGCUCCCUUGUUUUGGACAACAUUGUUACGCCGUCGCGAGAAAUCGAUUCGAGUGAGUACCUGCCAUUGCGCUCGUCCGAAGACCCGCUUGUCUUCUCAGAGGUAGUUACAUCUCCCCCGCUUCCCGCAAACGCUGACAGCACUAGAUGGCUCCGAAACGCGCGCUUUACGGCGACCUUUCCUCUGCCUAUGCAUCUAUUAUCACCAGACGAGGCGACGAAUAUCCCCCCCUCACCGAACCUCGAUCUCCCGCUUCCGCCGACCCCAGUUGCUCAUAGUCCAGGACCUUCUGCAUUUGACUCGCCAGUCCUGAGCCCGGAAACUCGUGCUACCGCCUCGCCUUGCACAGAUCGAAGGCCCGCGAGCGACUCUCGUUUCUCCUUGAAGCAACUCACCCGGUCGCUUACGCAGAGGUUCUCCAAGGUCCCAGAGAAGGCGCAUGAGGAAGAGCUACAGGAGUUCUCUGAGUCUCGUGUCAGUCUUGCCUCGGCAAGCUUCGAGGGCGACUUCCCACGGCCGCUUGAGCGAAGUUACCGUGCAGUGACCCCCAGGUCGGGAACUUUACCAGAUGAGCCGAUCACGCCUAUCUCGCCUCUCGAUCAAGUGUUCCAUAUCAUGGACCAGCGGAGCUCACCCGCAUCCGUCGCGCAACAUCGAAACUUUGCACAGCGAGCCUUUUCUGCACCCUUGAGUUCUAUGGUGCCGGAUGAUUCAUCUGCCGAGAUCGGAAGAGCAGGCGAUCAACGCCGAGAUGCGUUAGAAUCCGACUUUGCAGCGAGACCGUACUACGAUGACCUUGCUUCGAUAUAUCCCAGUUCCUCAAUCUACACGAGCGAAAGUCGGCGUCAAUCAAAUGUUCCACGGAGCCUUUCGAGGAAUAGAAAGAGCAAUCCCUACCACGGGAGCAUGAGCGAAGGUGCAGAUGCGCUCGCUCGCGAGUAUAAGUCUGAUGCUUUGCUGCAAUAUCCGAGCUCUCAACGUACGAGUCGCCGGGUGUCGAGACCACUUGAACAAGAGAUGUUCCAACGCUCGCUGCUCCAGGGAGGCGAAAAGACAGACACUAUCAGCAAGUUUAUCGAUCAGUACGAAGGAAAUUACAGUUCUAACGCCUCACAAUCUCUGCUCAUCAGUACGCCAGAGGCAAACGGACAUCAACCCGCCCCAUCAGAACUUUACAAGGAGAUAACCGAAGCUGAGCGAGCAGAGACUACAGGGCUCACUUCUGGUCUUGGCCAAUUUCAGUUCGAAUUUGCUCAGCCGGAAUUCAGCAGUGGGAAUGAGAACCCACCUUCUUCUGUAGAGGUAGACCGCGCCGGUCCGGUUACGCUCGCGCCCCAUCCAGGCGUACCGCCGCCCAUACCCGCUCCGUUAGCACCCGCGUUCCAAUAUGAUGAAGAUUUCGAUUCACUGGGACGGUCUGGACCCUCAGAGAUAUCGUCGAAGUCUCCGUCUUAUGGAGAUACUCGGCAGCUUCUUCAAUUCUCUUCGCAACCAGCUAUUAGCCCCAAGGAUUCCAUGCAGGCGGGGCCGCUGGUUUCGUCCGAAUACUCUCAGCCAGGCGCUUCGUCGACCCCCUCAGAGGCAUUGGAGCAAGCGGAAGACAUUUUCGCAAAUGCUGGCAGUCAACCAAGAAAUGGAGGUAUUCCAGCGAUAUGGUCGAAACGAAUAUCCAGCCACAACCUAUUGCGUAGCAAAAGCGACGACGUCCUCGAUGAGGUUCAAGAUUGGGAAGAACUAGAGUCGUAUGGAUUGACAGGCUACGAGGACGAAGGACCUGCUGAUUGGGAAACCGUGGGAAACGGAAGUCCACGCCGUGGCGUUCGCUUUUCGGUUGGCGAAAGCCUCGCGGAUUACAGCAGCUCAGGAGGAAGCCACUCCAGCCGAGACAGUAUGGGAUUCUCUGGAUCAUUUCCUGUCUACGAAGAACCGCCCCUCGAGCCUGGCACGUUUCAAUACCGACACCCUGCACCGUUGCGCAACCAUUCGAAUCCUUUUGCUUCCUCUCCACCCCUGCUACCCGUCGGUGUUAGUAUGCCUGGUGCGACCCUCGGUGGUAUCGAAACCUACUUGCAUUCGAGCCCUCCAACUUCGUCAACGGUCCCUGCGUUUUAUGGAAGAAGCCCGGACACGUAUGGCAGCAGUACCCCGCGACACGAAUUCUUGCCGUUCACGCCUUGGGCGACUCCCUACGAGAUGAGUGAGAAAGAGACUCAAGAACUGCUUGCAUCGGGCCCGAACGAUGAGAUCCUGUAUGAAGUGGACGAAGAUGAUGCAGGUCAGGAUGACUCCUUCGAGUCCCAUGAGCGUUCCUCCAGUCCCAUGCAACCCAUGCGAAUCACCAUCCCCACUGGCACGACGACGGAUGGAGCGAGUAGUAAUCUAAAUACUCGUGAGCGCGAGAACUCAUUUGAUAAACUCACAAUGAUCGGGCCCAAGGGAAACUUGACUGGCACGCCUCAAGGAACGGGUAUGCACGACGCUGGGAGCAGCGUAGCUGACAAUAGCAGCCCUGGAGCCAUCCUAGACUCAAGCCCACUGGCAUCUCCUACAAGCAACCAAGAUGGAUAUCAGAUUUUCAGGUCAGCUGCCACUCGAAAUACCAAUAUGCACUCUGAAGUCGAAUUCGGUAUCGAUAGCUCGACUUCAAGCGUUGACUGUGAGGGCAACGGGUGCUAUGAAGCUCUAGAGCGCAGAGGUAGCGUGAAUCGCAUCGUACCAUGCGUACAUACACCUCCUGAUAUGCACAAGCGUGCACCAUCCCAGGCGACGUUAUUUCCGCAAGAAUCGCCGUUUCCAGAUCCUCCCCGCCGAGCUAGUCGAAUGUCAUGGGGGUCUCCAAUCACGCCUCGCGACCCACGUCGUCGGGGCAGCCGUGCAGCCGUUCCUGGACAGACGAAGCUCAGGCAGAUGGUGCUUGCUUCUAGUGCUCAGACACUGUCCUCGUCCGACCGCAGUAUAAACGACCCGCGCUUUUUUGGAGUAGAGCAUAGUGCCCGACCGUCCACCAGCAAUACCGACACGCCUUUGCGCCAUUGUGCCAGCCGACCAACUUUGCGAACGGUCUUUGCAAAUGAACACUCACCGCAUCUUCUCUGUCCUGAGCGUGCCUUGGACCCGGAAGAAGAAGAGGCGCGACGCAAGCUAUCGUGGAUCAUCUUCGCCAUGUUCUGCGUCCUCCCGCCGACGUUAAUUCUGUACCGCUGGAUGGGUGACACAGUCAUUAUCAACAUGACGAAGGGGCGUUUCUCGCACGUGUCAUCGAAGCCAAAGCGUAUUGCGCUUGGGGCGGGCAUCGCUGUCAAUGCAAGCAUUGUCGCAGCCAUCCUUCUGCCUAUUCUAAUUGCACAUGCUGCUGGGUCAUUGUGA
This is a messenger RNA of Didymosphaeria variabile, 4170 nucleotides long. RefSeq lists its product as uncharacterized. The record is from RefSeq and is a predicted model, not a curated record. The coding region runs from base 1 to 4170 and encodes 1389 amino acids. NCBI's taxonomy places the organism in Eukaryota, Fungi, Ascomycota, Dothideomycetes, Pleosporales, Didymosphaeriaceae. The transcript has 2 exons.